Molecule: messenger RNA, 1574 nt
Organism: Anopheles moucheti
Lineage: Eukaryota; Metazoa; Arthropoda; Insecta; Diptera; Culicidae
Product: myosin regulatory light chain sqh
Exons: 2
Coding region: 131-655 (174 amino acids)
Biological process (GO): post-embryonic development; locomotion
Cellular component (GO): myosin II complex; cytoplasm
Molecular function (GO): myosin heavy chain binding; calcium ion binding
Source: RefSeq, a predicted model, not a curated record
GUUCCAACUGAGUUGUACGCGUACGAAUAAGCUAAAGAGCUUGCAACUGGUGUCCUGUGUGUCUUGCUAUUUGCGCAUUCUCUGUUCUGCUUUAGCAUCAACAAUACAUCAACAAGCACAAGAUAUAAACAUGUCUUCCCGCAAAACUGCCGGACGUCGGGGUACGACGAAAAAGCGUGCACAGCGCGCAACGUCGAACGUUUUCGCUAUGUUCGACCAAGCGCAGAUUGCCGAGUUCAAGGAGGCAUUCAACAUGAUCGACCAAAACAGGGACGGAUUCAUUGAGAAAGACGACCUCCACGAUAUGCUGGCGUCGCUCGGCAAAAACCCAACGGAGGACUAUCUGGAGGGCAUGAUGAACGAGGCGCCCGGUCCGAUCAACUUCACCAUGUUCCUAACCCUGUUUGGCGAACGGCUGCAGGGUACCGAUCCAGAGGAGGUGAUCAAGAACGCAUUCGGUUGCUUCGACGAGGAAAACGCGGGCGUCAUGAAUGAAGACAGGCUACGUGAACUGCUGACGACAAUGGGCGAUCGGUUCACUGACGAGGAUGUGGAUGAAAUGUUUCGCGAGGCACCGAUCAAGAACGGACUGUUUGAUUACAUCGAGUUCACUCGCAUCCUGAAGCACGGUGCCAAGGAUAAAGACGAGCAGUGAGAAAUAAGCAAACAACAAUAUUUCAAUAACAAUAUAAUAUUAACUUUAAAACAAGAAAUUCUCGGGACGCAUUUACCUUGAAAUGAUCGUACUUUAAUGUACAUGCUGUAAACAAACGAUGUUUACACCGACCGCUGCUGUCACUGUCGAACAUUCCCCCUAGACAUUUAGUUAAUUUUUACAUGGCCGGUUUGGCCAUAAAAAAAUAUGUUUUUAUUAACUAAAACUUAAAACUAAGUCUUAACAGAUUGAAUGUCUAAUUGGAACUGUUCUGCUCGGCUGUCUAACUAGAACUACUUCAUCUGAAUACUCAACUGGAACUAUAUUGCCUUUUCUUUGUUUUGCGUGGAUGCCGGUUGAUCUUGGGAAUGGAUGUUUAUGUUGAAUGCGCGUUGUCAGCUCUCUUGGUGUCAACGCGAUUGUGCUCUUUGUUCGAUGUAACGCUGCACGGGAAUUUGUUUACGCUGCGGCGCAAUCUUUUUACGAAACGCGAUCUGUUUAUGAAGUGCGAUCAUGACUGUAGGAAUAUACGUUGCGCUAUGUUUUAUGCUGAGUAUGCAUUAUGCUGCCUUUGUGUUGAAUAUGUGUUGUGCUGACUGUUGUGCUAACUCCUCCCCUCUUAAUUACUUUGUCCUCAAAGUUUGUGCAUCGCGUGAAAACUCAAUGGUAUUUCUUUAUGCAGGUUUUUAUCCGUAUGAAUUCUUGUAUCUGGUAUUUGAACUUCUAUUUUUUGUUUACGACAUUUAAGAAACACGUACAAUAUGCCAAUGCCAGUUACAAUUACGAUCGUUGUUGUUCCUAUCGAUCCGAAUAAAUGCAAUUUGAAUUCCAGAGACUCAUUUUGUAAUUUAGCUGAAUAUACUUUCUCAUAUUGGCAUUCUGAAUUUUCUCCUUGUAUAAGUUGGUAUACACAUUGCGU